Molecule: messenger RNA, 2061 nt
Organism: Megachile rotundata (alfalfa leafcutting bee)
Lineage: Eukaryota; Metazoa; Arthropoda; Insecta; Hymenoptera; Megachilidae
Product: apidermin 1
Source: RefSeq, a predicted model, not a curated record
GUUUGUUUGAAGUUCGUAAAACACAGUUUCGACGGGACGUUUUCAUAUUCAAUGUUCAAAGUUUACGCCGAAGAAUAGGAGAAUUCAGGUCGAGAUACUCUAGUUUCAAGUUUCUCCGAUUAUUCUGUCGUCGCGUCGGUGAAACUGUUCCCGGUAAGUUUUCGAGAAGUAUAGCGUUUCAUGACAGCGAGUUUGGUCCGAGACUUAGCCGUAAAUUCGUGCAGGCGACGUAACGCGAACCUCUGGCCGUUUCCAACUUGACAAAUCUGCCGCGCGCAAUUACGCUGUUCCAGGUGGGCAGAUUCAAAGGACGAAUUGCCGUGGUCAUCGUAGAAAUCAGUGGGACACAGGGAAAAAUGUUCGGUUAGACGACCGAAAUAAAAGGCCGACGCGAACGCGAAACGAUGGAUCUCUCUCGUUUUAUUUCGCUUCCCGUACGCUCCACGACCGAUGCUCGUUUAUUCUUUUACGCUGUUGAUCCUUUCCUAGAAACCGAAUUAAUUCCCUUUCCUACGCUUUUUUUAAUCGACACAGGUUAGCUUCCUAUUUUUUUUCUCCGCUGGACGAGGAGGUUAAAGAAAGAAAGCUUACAAAAUAAUUUCGUAAAAUAUAAUAUUAAAAUUUAUUUUCUUAUUUUCUACACGAUUACCUAACGAGAGAUGCAUUUCGCGAACGACAUUUAAUCAAAUAAUUGUACGUCCGAGCUUGAUGGAAAAUUUAAAGUUUCCAAUGGAAACUCGUGUCGAAGUUGCAAAGUCAUAAAUCAAAAAGUUCGUUUUGCCUCCUCCUCUCCUGUUACUCGAAUAUUAAAGCAAAGACGAUGCUCGUUCGGCGAAGCAAACUUUUGCCACCAACAAAAGAUGCGGUAUUCAAUGUUUCAAAGCUUCCAAAAUCGAAGCACCUUCGUUGAUAAGAAAGACACGUAUUUUCGUAUGUCUCGUGGUUAUAAUUAAUAACGCCUAUUUAGAGCGUAGGCAGCAUACGAACAUCUGAGGAAAACUUAUAUGUAGAUACAAAUAAUAACGCCCGUAACAUUUUCCCAGUCAAGUAUAUUUGAACUGGUUAAUUACCGACCGCUUCGCUAGAUACACAGUAGUUGUUUCUAAGCAAUUACAAAUAAUUAACAGUGGUAGAAUUACACAGUUGCAAGCUGUUAAUGUUUAUCAAGAGAAGGAAUAUACGAAGUUUUGUGCCGAGAACGAGCACGAAACGAGACGAUCGUGAAAACUAGCGUACAGAUAAUUUGCAUUGCUGACUGUCGGGAAAAUUCAAUUCUCUCGGAACAAGCGUUAUUACGACAACGAACCGUACACGAUUCGAGGUUGGAACGCGUCUCCUCGCGAUAACGGUUCUCGUCUAUGACGUUGGACCCGGAACUCGCCUACUCCGAUCCCGUCCAUCGUUAACCGCACCCUAACUCGUUUCUUAUAUCUACUUUCAUGCAGGGUUGAAGGUUAUAUCGUCAACUUCUUCGAUAUUCUCGAUGGAGUAUAUAAGUCAGUGUGUCAGGAGGGUUGACCAUCAGUCACCGGACAGCCGAAGACUAAAGCCACAAAUAACAUGAAGUACUUGGUCGUCCUCGUAGCCGCUUUGGCCAUUGCCUCCGGUAGCCCGGAACGCGAACGUCGUUCCCUUGGCUGGGGAUCGCACGGAACCGUAGUCCUGGGCGGCUUGCUGCCCGGCGUAGCGGUCGCAGGACCAGUGGCUCCUUCGGCUGCCGUUAUCGGGGAACGACAGUAGUGUCGGGUCCCGCGGGAGCAAUCGUGGCACCCGGACCUGGCCUUCUAGGACUCUGGUAGAUCGCAACGUCUCUCUGGAUUCGACCCCGACAACUCGAAGCAACUCGAACGAACUCCCUCGUCGAUCUGCAAACGGCUUCUCGUCGACCGACGUCUUCGAGACUUUCAUCGGACCCGAUCAUCGUUUAGAACAGAAAAUCUUCGAGAUUCGACCACGAAAUAUGUUUCUUAAUGUACGCCUCCUCUUCGAUUCGAGCAUACUAUUUUCGACAUACUAUGUCGUUAGAACGUCGAAGAGAUUCUCCCACUGUAAUUAGUUGCA